Messenger RNA from Pseudomyrmex gracilis, 1600 nucleotides. RefSeq names its product ribonucleoside-diphosphate reductase subunit M2 B-like. Gene Ontology annotation, biological process: deoxyribonucleotide biosynthetic process. Gene Ontology annotation, cellular component: cytosol. The transcript has 7 exons. Gene Ontology annotation, molecular function: ribonucleoside-diphosphate reductase activity, thioredoxin disulfide as acceptor. The record is from RefSeq and is a predicted model, not a curated record. Bases 260 to 1438 code for a protein of 392 amino acids. NCBI's taxonomy places the organism in Eukaryota, Metazoa, Arthropoda, Insecta, Hymenoptera, Formicidae.
CGAUGACACGCGCCAGCUCAAUACGCAUGCGCCCGACAUCCGACAGCGACAUACGACUUAUUGUAGAACAGGCUUAAAACUUACCUGCGUUCCCGCGCAAAAUGCUUGUAUUAGUAUGUACCGUGGUGACCGCCUUCUCGUUUCCUCGAAAGUAAUUUUAAAACUGAUCGCGUUGUGUCAUUGUUAACGUCUCAGUCGUUUUGAACGUUUGUCUCGUCUACAAUAGUGACGUAAAGUUGCUGGAAAUAUCUCGGCAACCAUGGCAUUGCACGAAUCUGUCAAAGAAAACCUCGGUACCGUCCGCAAACAUCUCGAGGAUGUAUCGUUGCGCACUUCACCAAAGAAAUCAUGUAUAUCACCAAAUGUAACUCCAGAUCAUGGAUUAAAAACUACAAAAGUUGUACAAAAACUACAGCUAAAAGAAAAAGAAGACUCAGAGUUUGAUCCACAGUUGGAACCACUUCUUGAUGGAGGUGCAAAUCGCUUUGUAAUUUUUCCCAUUCACUAUCCCGACAUUUGGGACAUGUACAAGAAAGUAGAGGCCACCUUUUGGACUGUACAAGAAGUAGAAACUGAGAAAGACAAGAAGGACUGGGAAGAGAAGCUCGAUGACAAUCAGAAACAUUUUAUUUUAAAUGUAUUGGCAUUUUGUGCCGUUUCUAAUGGAAGCAUUAAUAAAACUGUAAUUGAGAGAUUCAGUCAGGACAUCAAACUGCCUGAAGCACGGUCUUUCUAUAUCUUUCAGAAUACUAUAGAGGGUGUUCAUUCUAUAAUGUACAGUUUGCAUCUAAAAACAUGCACAUCUGACCCUAAAGAAAAGGUUUCGUUGUUCACUGCCAUAAAGACUCUUCCUUCCAUGAAGAAAAAGAUUAAUUUUACGUUAAAAUGGAUCGAUCACGAGGGCCCGAACUUUCCCGAACGUGUAGUCGCGCUUGCAGCGGUCAAAGGGAUUUUUUUAAGUAGCAGUUUUGCCGCGAUGUUCUGGCUGAAGAAGCAAGGGGUUAUGCCGGGCCUCACUUUCAGUAAUGAUCUCAUUUCACGAGAUAAAGAGUUACUUUGCGACUUCGCGUGCCUAAUGUUCAAACAUAUCGUCCAAAAACCGUCAUUCGAGCGCGUGAAACAGAUAAUACAGGAUGCCGUGGUUAUCGAAAAGGAAUUCUUGACAGAAGCGUUACCGGUUAAUCUAAUAGGAAUGAAUUCUGAACUCGUGUGUAAAUACAUCGAAUGUGUCGCAGACAGACUGUUCAUUGCGUUGGGAUAUGCAAAAGUUUACAACUCGGAGAAUCCGUUCCCAUUUAUGAACGUUACUUCCCGUGAGGUUGCAACAAAUGUCUUUGAGAAGAAAAUAACCGAGUACAAAAAGUUCGGUGUUGCCGAGGAAGAUUCUCAGAAAAAGAACAUUCAGUCGGCUGGUGUGGUGUUUGGCGUGAAUUUUUAGCGUAUAAAGUUAUAUUGAAUAAGAGAAUAUGUAUUGUUACAUCUCUCUCUCAAGUAGUGUACAACUAUUGUUAAGAAGAAAGUAUUGAAUUCGCGAAAAGCUACAGGUUAGCGAUUAUUUUUUGUUGAUGUAAUCGUCAAGUGUUUGAUAGUUUUAUUUAAA